Molecule: messenger RNA, 294 nt
Organism: Sphaeroforma arctica JP610
Lineage: Eukaryota; Ichthyosporea; Ichthyophonida
Exons: 1
Source: RefSeq, a predicted model, not a curated record
CACUAUGAGAACGUCAGCAGCGAACCCAUGGCCACCAUCGGACAGCACCUGCAAGAACUCAACCGCAAAAUGGCUGAAGCCCCCUGCGCAUACGACCCACCCGCCACAGCCGACAUGCACAACACACGCUCAACGGAUGACUACGACACGCACAUGCACACGCACACAGCCGAGGACUAUGACUCACACAUGCACACGCUCCCCCAUGCGCACGACCCUGAUGCGGCCCACGACUAUGGAUGCUUCGACCGCUCAUCGGAUGUAGAUGUGUUCGAAGAGUACAUUGACGAGUAA